Molecule: messenger RNA, 981 nt
Organism: Rhopalosiphum maidis (corn leaf aphid)
Lineage: Eukaryota; Metazoa; Arthropoda; Insecta; Hemiptera; Aphididae
Exons: 2
Coding region: 269-889 (206 amino acids)
Source: RefSeq, a predicted model, not a curated record
AUGAAAAAGUAUAACUUUCCAACUAUAACACUGUUAAUUGAUUAUCUUAACCAAAGUUUUGAUAUAUUUACUGUAAUUUUGUAUACAUUAGAACACUAGACAUAUUAUGACUAUAUGAGUACGUUCUAUUUAUUAUGAUUGUUUAAAACAAAAUACAAUGUAAGAAUGUUGUGGUGAAUUAAACCCCUCAGGUUUGAAUGAUUAGAUAUUAAAAUUGCAAAUUGAAUUAUUUUAAAAAUUACAUAUCAAAGAGGUAUUAUACAUCAAUAUGGACACAAUGCACUCAAAUAUUGACUUGGCUUUAUUUUCGAUUAAGCAAAAUGAAAGCAUUGAGAACCGAGUUAAUAAAUACUCCACAAAAAUUAUUCUAUCAAAUUUUACAGAAGAAACAAUUACUAGUUAUAAUAAACAUACAUUAAAAAAAAAAACGAAUAUACAAUUUCAGAACACUAAUAAUAAUUUUUGUAAUGUUAUUAGUGCGCCUUCAAUAUGUAAGAACAACACAAUUAAAAGUAAAAGUUAUUUAAAUAAUGAUGAUUGUAGCACAAUUAAUAAAAUUGAUACUUGUAAAAACGUUGUGAUGAAAACAAAUGAUGAAAUUCAUAUUAAAACAGGCAAUAAAAACAUUCAUCUAAAAACAACAAAUAAAAAGCAAAAAAAUAUAUCAUUUUCAAAUGAAAAGCUAUGGGAAAUUAAUAGAGUUAAUCAAAUCUUACAUAAUAAAAUUACUAAUGCAGUGAAACCUACUUAUGCGAGGGUUAACCCUUCUAUAUCAUUAGUUAAAGCCACAUCAACAAUUAAUAGAGAGAGAAAAAAUAAAGACAUUGUUAAGGAGAAUGAAAUUCUUGCCAAGAAGUUGAGGAAUGUAAGAUCAACCAUCUUUAAGUGAAUUGAAGUUUUUAAUCCAAUACCUAUUCUUGAUUUUGUGAACAAGAUUACAUUUUUAUUUUGCUUGCACAAGUUAUAUUUUGUGUGUAUUAA